AAGCAAUUAGUAAAUCACUAAAUCCAGAAGGGGAAAAAAAGAGAGAAAAGAAAUCAGGGGUAAACUUUCUCUCUCUCCCUUGCUUAUUCCUCCCAAAAGAAAAAGACGGUUUCCGUUGGAAGGAAGAAAGAAAGAAAUUGAGUUUGAGAUCUGAUUGUGCGGCGACGAUGGAGAACAACGACAGCAUCAUAUCGCGGGAGAAGAUCGACCAGGCAGCGGUGUGGCUCGGCUCCGCCGUCUCUUCCGCUUUCUUUUCCUCAUUGGAACGCUUUUCCUGCGUCAACGUCGCCACCUCUGACCCCGACAACGACGAUGACGACGACGAUUAUUACUCCACCACCACCGCCACUCCCACCUCCGCAUCCACCACCACCACCACCGCCCUCGCCACCACUCCUCCCUCCGUUCAGGUCAACGGGCAAAAAACAAACGACGACGUCUCCAACCUCCCCGUUUGAGGCAAUAUAACGACGACGACGUCGUUGCUGCGCUGUGUAUAGACCUUUUUCCCUUUUCCUCCUUUCGUGUGUGUGUUAUGUAAGGAUUCUCGAUUUUCGUUGCUUCAUACUUUUGAAGUCGUGAAAAAGAAAAAACAAGAUGUGAUGCAAUUUUAUGCCUGUCUAUUUAAUUAACUAAUUACAUGCUUAUAUAUUUUUAUUAAAUUGUAUUAUUAGUUUAUCU
Molecule: messenger RNA, 681 nt
Organism: Glycine soja
Lineage: Eukaryota; Viridiplantae; Streptophyta; Magnoliopsida; Fabales; Fabaceae
Exons: 1
Coding region: 168-458 (96 amino acids)
Source: RefSeq, a predicted model, not a curated record